Molecule: messenger RNA, 1887 nt
Organism: Abrus precatorius (Indian licorice)
Lineage: Eukaryota; Viridiplantae; Streptophyta; Magnoliopsida; Fabales; Fabaceae
Product: transcription factor FAMA
Exons: 5
Coding region: 244-1536 (430 amino acids)
Biological process (GO): stomatal complex development; guard cell differentiation; positive regulation of DNA-templated transcription
Cellular component (GO): nucleus
Molecular function (GO): protein dimerization activity; DNA-binding transcription factor activity
Source: RefSeq, a predicted model, not a curated record
CAUUUCCAUCGUCCUCUUCUGGUGGUCUACUAGUGGGGUACACACACUUUCAUGAUUCUGUUCUACCCAAGUCUUCAAGACCCCACUUGAUUUUCACCCUUGUCUUCUUCCAAUUUCCAUUCCCUCACUCCAAAACAGGUGGAGGGCCCUCAAGAAACUUCGGUGUGGGGUUUUGUCUUAUACGAAGUGAGGUUUCUUAGGGUUUGCUUCGGUUAAAGUCAUCUUCGUUAUAAGAUAGUAAGAAUGGAGAAAGAUCACAACUAUUCGGCACCACCCAGCAUGCCCCCAAGUUUCAACACACUUGAUUACUCUCUCGAUCAUCAUCAACUCCAUUUGUACCCACAAAAUCAACAACACCAGCAUCUCAUGAAGUUCCAAACUUCGGGUGAAAACAACAACUCAUUGGUGGAUUACAUGCCUCAAACACAACCACCACCAAAUCCACAUGGUUUUUAUGGUACUAGUAGUGCUGGUACCACUUCUUAUGAUAAACUUAGUUUUGCAGAUGUGAUGCAGUUUGCAGAUUUUGGACCCAAGUUGGCCUUAAACCAAGCCAAGAACUGCGAAGAAUCUGGAAUAGACCCAGUUUACUUCCUCAAGUUUCCUGUGUUAAAUGACGAUAAGAUGGAGGAAGAUCAGAACAUGAUGAUGAAUAAUAACACUGAUGGUGGUGAUGGGGAAGCUGAAAAUGAUGCUGAGAGGUUCAACUUGGUGAGUGUGGAAGAUAAGUGUAGGUUAGUAGGAGAAGAGGGAAUGAUGAGAGAAGACGAAGAGACUCGGGUUUCUGAUGACAACAACUCAGUGCAACUUCGGUUUCUUGGUCAUGAGGACCUACACAAGAAUUCUUCUACAGUUCAAGAGAACAAGAACAAGAGGAAGAGACCAAGAACUGUUAAGACAAGUGAAGAAGUUGAGAGCCAGCGCAUGACUCACAUAGCGGUUGAAAGGAACCGAAGGAAGCAAAUGAAUGAGCAUCUUCGUGUCCUUAGGUCACUCAUGCCCGGUUCAUACGUCCAAAGGGGUGAUCAAGCUUCUAUAAUUGGGGGGGCUAUAGAGUUUGUGAGGGAAUUGGAGCAACUUCUUCAGUGUUUGGAAUCACAAAAGAGGAGGAGACUCCUUGGAGAAGCUCAAGCAAGACAAGUUGGAGAUCCAACUCUUACAGCACAACAGCCUCCAUUCUUUCCACCUUUGCCUUUGCCAAAUGACCAGAUGAAGCUUGUGGAGAUGGAGACCGGACUUCACGAAGAAACCGCGGAGAGCAAGUCUUGUUUGGCUGAUGUUGAAGUGAAGCUUCUAGGAUUUGAUGCUAUGAUCAAAAUCCUAUCAAGAAGAAGACCAGGACAAUUGAUCAAGACCAUUGCUGCCCUUGAAGAUCUUCAGCUAAUUAUCCUUCAUACCAACAUCACCACCAUUGAACAAACAGUUCUUUAUUCAUUCAAUGUCAAGGUAGCUAGUGAUUCAAGGUUCACCGCUGAAGAUAUAGCCAGCUCGGUUCAGCAGAUAUUCAGCUUUAUCCAUGCAAACACUAGCAUGUGAUGAUCGAUUACUAUAUGUUGCUAUUAUAUAUGUUGUGAGGUAGUGUAGGUACUGUAUUCAUAUACAAGAAUUACUUGUGAUUUCUAUAGUUGCCUUUAUGAGAUACUGAUAUUGACCUUGCACUGCCGCUUGCACACUAUAUAUGUAUGACCUUUGGAUUUACUGUUGUUAUUGUCGCAUUGAAGCAAUUGGUGAUUGAUCGAACAAUAAGGUGGUUUAUAUUACAUGAUGGCUAGUCUUUACUAUAUCUUGUUCUCUCCCAAAAGUAGUACAUUGCACCAAAACUUUGGAUGCGAUAAAGAUGAUGAAUUAACUUUGAAGUAGAAGGAUCAUAUUUGGGUGCAAUUAAAA